Prosopis cineraria is the source of this 924-nucleotide messenger RNA. Its product is annotated as receptor-like protein EIX2. The transcript has a single exon. Lineage: Eukaryota; Viridiplantae; Streptophyta; Magnoliopsida; Fabales; Fabaceae. The coding region runs from base 1 to 924 and encodes 307 amino acids. The record is from RefSeq and is a predicted model, not a curated record. Gene Ontology annotation, molecular function: protein binding.
AUGGAAGAGCCAAUGGAAUUAACAUAUCUCAAUUUGGCAUCAAAUAAAUUGUCUGGUGAAAUACCAGAUUGUUGGAUGAUGUGGCCAAAUCUAGUCAUUGUGAAGUUUGACGACAACAUUUUUAGUGGAAACUUGCCUACAUCCUUAGGAUCCUUACCAUGGUUGGGUUCUUUACAACUUCACAGAAACUUACUUUCAGGAAAUUUUCCUAUUUGUUUAAAGAACAAUACUAAAUUGGUUUUCUUGGAUCUUAGGGAAAAUCAAUUUUCAAGGAUUAUUCCUUCAUGGGUUGCACAAGUUCUCUUCAAUUUGAAGGGUUUUCUCCAAGGAUCAAACAAAUUUGUUGGUGAGAUUCCCAAUCAAAUAUGCUUUUUGAAAUUUCUACAAAUUUUGAACCUUGCACAUAACAACUUGACUGGACAAGUACCAAAAUGCAUCAACCACUUGACUGCUAUGCUGGUGAAGAAUAAUAGUUUAGAAUCAUACGUUGAGAGAAAAAUAAAUAGAAGUUACUAUUAUAUACAAGAUGUGCUCCUUGAGUUGAAAGGAAGAGAUGAUGAAUAUAGUUUUUUAGAACUUGUCACAAGUAUGGACCUUUCAAGUAACAAAUUGUCUGGAGAUAUACCAAGAGAGACCACAAGUCUCAAGGGGUUGCUUUUUCUGAACUUGUCCAACAAUAAUUUGCAUGGUCAGAUUUCUCAAAGUAUUGGCAAUAUGAAAUCAUUGGAGGCUAUGGAUUUCUCAAACAAUCAACUUUAUGGUGAAAUCCCACCAAGCUUGUCCAAUUUAAAUUUCCUGAGCAAGUUGAACUUGUCUUACAAUAAUUUUAUUGGGAAAAUUCCAAUGGGCACCCAAUUGCAAAGUUUGGAGGCAUGUAGUUUUGUUGGCAAUGAUCUAUAUGGUCCUCCACUACAAAACAAUUGA